CCUUGUAGAGUGGAAGUCAGGGAUCGUAAAAGCACUAUUUUUAACGAAAACGAUGGCUGUAUGUAAUGUAUGGCUGAGUCAGCUUACAAUUGUGAACAUUAUCCUCAAAAAUGUAAUUGUCCUGGCAAAUAACAACUUUUGCGGAAGAGUUUUUGAGACUCGUGUCGACUAUGCUUUAGUCGGUCAUGUUAUGGAAACGAUUGCUGUCAUGAAAGAAAUUCAAUGUCCGUUUAAAUGCUUGGCAAUUGACGGAUGUAUGUCGAUCAAUUAUUAUCCCAUGGCCAGUGACAGCAAUGGAAACCGAAUUUGUGAGUUGAAUAACAAAACAAGGCAAAUGAAGCCAGGCGAUUUUAAAAAGAAGAAAGGAUCUAUAUACUACGGUUCUGCUGAGGCCUCCUGCAUCGAUACUUCCUGGAAGUGGAAUGGACUCUCUAAAAUCGGUCAAUGUCAUCCGGAAUACAAAGGGACACAAUGCCAGACACCUCGUUAUGUACUGCAUCUCCUCAUCCGUAGCGAAGGUCGCGAGGAUCCAGGAAGGUAUCCAUUAGGUGUUACUGCUUCCAUCAAAGUGAAUGGAAAGGAUUAUUCUCCUCGUCUAAGAGGCCAUAAUGUGGUCAUUUUAAGCGGUGUAACAGGCUCCUUUCUCGACUCGAAAGUAUUUGAUACUCACGCCAGUUCUGAUGCUGGUUAUCGCCUGAGAGACUACCUCAACAGCAUAAUUGGGAAUAAAAUCGUUUUGAUCGCCAUUCAAGAUGAAGGCUCAAAGCACAUAUCACCAGCGAUUGACGCUCUGAAAAGAGUUCGCGCUACUGACGACAUCCUCGACUUGACAGAUUACAGAGGAUCUUUUGCUUUGGUGGGAUACGCAGGUGUGGACAAACCAACUUGGAUUGCUCAAAAAAGUGCAAAAAUGGGAAAGGGACCGAGUGAGAUAUCUCUGACGAUCCCACCGCCAACAGCUAUCAGAGGCUUAUACUACAAUCAGCCUGGUCAUUCCUGUACGGACAUCCGGGACUCGGGUUUCUUUAAAAAAGACGGAGAGUACUGGGUCGACCCUGAGAAGAACGGAAAGCCUUUAAAGGUCUACUGUGACAUGACAACUGACGGGGGAGGUUGGCUUCUUGUUUCAAACGUUGUCGUUGACAGCUCCUUGACGAAACAAUUUUCAACUGAGUCGUCGUACCAAGGAAUCAGUAACAUUUACAACAAGACCUUGUUCCUUACUCAAAAUGCCAUGAAAGAAUUGAGAACACACCUGUCUUUCACUCUACUGAGAUUCCACUGUAGUAAACAACAGGGACGCACGUUCCAUGUGACCACGGCUGCUAACAACUCCGGUGAAGCUGUGGUCCAGUACUUCAGCGGUCAGAUGGAUGACCAGCCGGCUGCAUGCGGCUCAUUCGUGAGGAUGAAGGAUGACGACUCGAAUUUGGCUGCAAAUUGUGAGCAAUGGAACGACCAAAAGUGGGGUGUCGUAAAUUCAGACAGAACCAGCCGAUUAUAUAAUACCUCUGCCUUUGUUAAUGGAAAAUAUCACUGGCGCUUAGUGCCAGGGAACCCAAGAUGGGAGUGCGAUGAUCACAACCUGGAAGGUGAAGAGUUCCUUGGAUUGUCUUCAGGAGAUUUCUGGAAAGUCUAUGUUCGUUAAGGACUAGAACAAUCUAAAUUAGUCUUACCUGUUCACGUUUUCCCGAAAACUGAGACUUCAUUUGGAGUCGUUAUCAUCAAAAUACUUCAAAUCUCACGUACGAUUAGUAAAAAUUUGUAAAUCGUUUCGUUUGAGUUCGUUCUCUUAUUUUAAUUUAUUAUUUAAGGCUGGGACCUCAUGCACGAGUUACGGGAACGAUGUUAAAUACUAAUAACGACUACCAUCACAAAGAGUUCGAAUCAGACUAAGACUUUGUUCCGACUUAAGCCCAGACUUAAAAAAAUGGUUUUAAUAAUUGUUCGUAUAUGAACUUUCUGGCUAAGGUCUUUCUUACUCCAAUAGUUCAGUUCUUCUUCCUUAAGUUUUACCUUUUUUUAGAUUUAGUUUUGCAAUAUUCAUCCUUUUAUGCUUGAAGUCCUCUACGUUUGAUAAUUAAAUGCUCGUUUGAUUCAGGUAAUUUUAUGAAUUUCAUCCAUUUAAAGACCUGUAUUCAGAAAAGUAGACUGACUAUGAAACAGGAAUUUGCAGUUAAUGAUGUUUUUGCUGCUGAAGGUUUUUAUUAUUGAUGUGAAUAUCAGCGUAAUUUUGCAGAAC
Molecule: messenger RNA, 2242 nt
Organism: Stylophora pistillata
Lineage: Eukaryota; Metazoa; Cnidaria; Anthozoa; Scleractinia; Pocilloporidae
Molecular function (GO): oligosaccharide binding
Source: RefSeq, a predicted model, not a curated record